Molecule: messenger RNA, 579 nt
Organism: Phlebotomus papatasi
Lineage: Eukaryota; Metazoa; Arthropoda; Insecta; Diptera; Psychodidae
Product: general odorant-binding protein 66-like
Exons: 4
Coding region: 1-579 (192 amino acids)
Source: RefSeq, a predicted model, not a curated record
AUGGCAUGCAAUGCCACAAAUGUCGAUGCAAAGAACUGUGUUCCACCGAAUAAAGUGAAUCCCAAGGAUUGCUGUCACUUCCCACGUCCUGUCGAUGAUGACCAUUUCCACAAAUGCGUUGAAGAAUUCGGUAAGCAAUCCCGCAGGAAUCUGGAAGCUAUUGAGUCCGGUGGUCCCGAGAGAGGAUGCUGCGUCUCUGAGUGUAUCGUGAACUCUACGGGAGCUGUUACUGAUGGAAAGAUCGAUGUGAGUAAGGUGAAGGAGAUGAUGAAGGAGGCAGCAGGAGACGUUCAUGAAUGGGAAGCAGUAGUUGACCAAACUGCAGAGAAAUGCUUAGCAGAGUUGGACACCAAAACCGAGGAAUUUGAGAAGAUCAUGUCCCUUCCACCCCUUAAUCCAGAUGACAGACAAUGUCACCCCAAGUAUGGCUAUCUCAUGGGAUGCUUCAUGAAAGAACUGUACCAGAAUUGCCCAGAAAGUGUCUUUAAAAGUGACAAUCCCGAAUGCGAAGAGCUCAAAGGAUACCUCAAUGAUUGUCCAUACCCUAAGAAGAAGCUCGAAUUAACCGAAGAGGAAUAA